Messenger RNA from Paramisgurnus dabryanus, 600 nucleotides. The record is from RefSeq and is a predicted model, not a curated record. NCBI's taxonomy places the organism in Eukaryota, Metazoa, Chordata, Actinopteri, Cypriniformes, Cobitidae.
AUGAUUACAUUUUCUCUUUCACAGUAUAAAAGAGGAGUGAAAUCUGUUUGCUUUUUGCUGUUAGCACUUCUUUGGGACAGUGGUUACGUCUUAACUACGGAGAGAGGCGAUACUGCAGCCCAUGUGAAUCUCACGGCGUCUCGUCGUUUAUGUAACGUGGAUGGCUUUAAUGAUUGGUUCAAAGUGGACAAGUACUGUGUUAAAUACUUUAAGAAACCUCUAAACUUCACUGACGCAGAGUACAGCUGUAGAAGAACAGUUCCUGAUGGACACCUGGUGUCAGUGCACAAUAUCAGAGCUAAUAAUAACUUGCUCUCCAUUGUGAAGAAGAUGAACCCAAAAAACUUGUGCGUUUGGCUCGGAGGAUAUGAAUUUUUGCGGUCUGGUAAAUUUCUUUGGACGGAUGGUUCCUUCUGGGACUAUAGUGUUUGGUUACCCGGUGAGCCCAGCAACAUCUAUACUAGCUUAGAAGAAUGCGUGGAGAUGAGCUGGAAAGUUGCUGGAAAAUGGAAUGAUGACUCUUGUAACUUUAAAAAAGGCUACAUAUGUGCCUUUAAACCCAACAUCAUGGAUGAGUAGACUGAGAUGAUUUAUGACCCC